[Candida] anglica is the source of this 818-nucleotide messenger RNA. Lineage: Eukaryota; Fungi; Ascomycota; Pichiomycetes; Serinales; Debaryomycetaceae. The record is from the annotation of a GenBank genome assembly.
AGAUCAACCAAUAUAGACCAUAGAAUAAUGCCAGUGAAAUCCAUAUAUCAAGGGGAGGAUGACCAAGCCAUGGACGGGGUUGUAGCCGACUCCCAGAUCAAUUAUAACGACGCUAUAGACUACUGGACGUCUGUGCCAGCCUCAGUUAAUGGAGUCUUGGGUGGAUUUGGUGAACAAACAUCUGUACCCAAGGCUGAUAUCAUUGGUUCAUCCACCUUUUUGCGCAAGCUCCAAGCCCGUAUGGUUUGUCCCGAGGGCCAACCAAAACUCACCAUCGAUAUGGGUGCUGGUAUUGGCCGUAUCACGAGGGAUUUGUUGUGGAAAGUAAGUGAUGUUUGUGAUUUAUUAGAACCAGUCAAGCCAUUUGUAGCACAAAUGUCCAAUGAGUUGAGCCAAGUGCAACAAAGAGGCAAGUUGGGUGACAUCUACGACAUCGGAAUGCAAGAAUGGUCCGCUGACGCAAAUAAAUUGGGCCGUUAUUGGUUGGUUUGGUGCCAAUGGUGUGUAGGUCAACUCCCAGACGCUGAAUUGGUCCAGUUCUGGAGAAGAUGCGGUGAAGCCUUGAUGGGCAACGGCGUGGGGACCUUGAUUGUAAAGGAGAACAUCGCUCCAGCGGAAGACAUUUUCGAUGAAACCGAUAGUUCAGUCACCAGAACUGACGCUAAAUUCAGACAAUUGUUCCAAGAAGCCGGUUUCAAAUUAAUAGCAAGUGACGUUCAAAAGGGCUUACCAAAGGAAUUAUACCCAGUCAGAAUGUACUGUUUGAAAUUCCAAGGUUAAUGCCUUAUAUACUUGAUGUACAAUAUAGAAUAGAAGCA